Molecule: messenger RNA, 1666 nt
Organism: Papaver somniferum (opium poppy)
Lineage: Eukaryota; Viridiplantae; Streptophyta; Magnoliopsida; Ranunculales; Papaveraceae
Product: very-long-chain enoyl-CoA reductase-like
Exons: 4
Coding region: 455-1387 (310 amino acids)
Biological process (GO): very long-chain fatty acid biosynthetic process
Molecular function (GO): protein binding; oxidoreductase activity, acting on the CH-CH group of donors
Source: RefSeq, a predicted model, not a curated record
AGCUGAUAUACCGAGACAAACAACCUUGUCCUUGAUUUUGUAUGGGUGAGGAUGAAGAUUAGCUUCCGGCCAACUAUAUAAAUUUAAGGUUAUUUAAAUGCAGAUAACUGAAAUCCGUAAACUGAAACAAGCAAAAAAAAUAACAGGAAUAACAUUAAAAAUCAGACAUGUAGUUAGCUCUCCUACUCCCAACUACAUUCCAUUAAAACAAGAGAGAAACUCAAACCUACCAAUUUAAUACCCAAUUAAGUUUCUCACUUAUAACACAAAAUGAUAUAUCUAUAAAAACGCGAAAUGGGUUUUGUAUGAACUGAUUUUACUCUAUAUCUCUGAUUUGAUUCAUUAUCAUUAUCUUUGUGUGAGGAAGAAUCUGUUAGAGAGAAAAGAAGGGUUUUUUUUGUCUCGGUGAUUUAAGAAGUGGGUUUCUCCUGUCUCUCUUAGUAGACUUUGAGAGAUGAAGGUGAGUGUUGUUUCCCGAAGUGGUAGAGAAAUUGUCAAAGGUGGGAUUGAGCUCAACGAUUCAGCUACUGUGAGUGACCUCCAAGAGGCUAUUCAUCGUCGAACCAAAAAGUAUUACCCUUCUCGUCAGCGCCUCACUCUCCCACUCGAACCUGGUGCCAAGGGGAAACCUAUUGUACUAGACUAUAAGAAAACUAUCCAAGAUUAUUGUGAUGGAAAUUCGAACAGCAUAACUGUGGUGUUCAAGGAUCUCGGCGCACAAGUUUAUUAUAGUACCCUUUUCUUCUGGGAGUACUUUGGCCCUCUGAUCAUCUAUCCAAUCUUUUAUUACUUUGAUCUGUACCAGUACUUAGGGUUCAAAGGAGAACGUGUAAUCCACCCAGUCCAAACCUAUGCCAUGUACUGCUGGUGCUUUCAUUACUUCAAGCGUAUAAUGGAGACAUUUUUUGUCCAUAGAUUUAGCCAUGCAACUUCUCCGCUCUCCAACGUGUUCCGUAACUGUGCUUAUUACUGGUCAUUCGGUUCAUACAUUGCUUACUAUGUAAACCAUCCACUUUAUACUCCAGUGAGUGAUCUGCAAAUGAAGAUUGGAUUUGGGUUUGCCUUGGUUUGCCAGCUUUCAAACUUCUAUUGUCAUAUUCUGCUGAGAAACCUUAGGAGUCCUGACGGGAAGGGAGGGUAUCAAAUCCCACAUGGAUUUUUGUUCAAUCUAGUUACAUGUGCAAAUUACACCACUGAAAUAUACCAGUGGAUAGGCUUCAAUAUCGCAACACAAACCGUUGCAGGUUAUGUUUUUGCUGCUGCAGCUGCUUUUAUCAUGACUAAUUGGGCUCUUGCAAAGCACCGGCGUCUAAAGAAGCUAUUUGAUGGAAAGGAAGGCAGGGCUAAGUACCCCCGCAGAUGGGUUAUACUUCCUCCAUUCAUCUAAAGAAGUCUACUAUAAAUCACCUGUUGCCGAACCCUGCUUUUUAAUACAUUGAUUCGCAGCAGAGGCGAUAACAUUAAAUUAUUUUAUUUUCAUGAACUUCGAAGCUUCCCUUCGUUUUUUUAUGUGUGUUUACUAGCUGUAUUGACAAUCUGUGUUGAAUCUAUGCUGUGCUCUCUCUUGAUUAUCAUCCUGUACUGUUGUUUGUCUCAGUGAACUAGCUAUUUUCUUUGAUUUUUGUCUUAAAAGAUUUUAUAGAAUGCUUUCCCGUUUAUUUUGUCA